CAUUAAAGUUGGGAAUUUUACGUUACAUCAAAUCCUAACCAUCCAUCCAUCUAAGUUUUCAUACAUUUCAAAGAUCAACAAGAAAACCACUUAUUAGGUUUUUGUAUGCUGACACUACCACCGUAAGUCCGUACUACACCCAUUUGUUCUUGAAUUUGAAUUGCUAGUCUCUUUGUUAUUUUCAUCAAAAGAACGAAAAAGAUAAUUUCUUUAAAAGAUUCCAUCUUUUGGUAUUUCAAGAAUCGUAUACCCAACCCAAUGUUAAGGUGUUUUCUUUUCCCCCUCUCGUGGGUUCUAAUUGAAUUGAAGGAGCAAUUCUAGGGUUUUGAGAUUAGGGGUUUUUCUUUCCGAAGUUGCUUUUUCUUGUGGGUCGUCUAGAAUUAUAAAUGGAAAUGGAAGAGGUUGCUGCUAUUGAAGACGAUAAUUCAAGAAAUGUCACUGGCGAAGAAGCUGUCGGCAUUGUUACAGAAGGAAAUCAGGCUGACAUGACUGUUGCUGUGGUGAUCGAAAACGAUGACGGAAAUGCAAUUCUGGAAGCUGAAACGGAUAUAACCCUUGCAGAGGAUGAGAAAUGGGGAUUGGUAAGUGAAGAAAAUGGUGUUAACAGUGAGAUGAAAGAUGAGGUUGGUGUUAAGAAAAAGAGGAACCGGCCAAAGAAGGGUGAUCGACCAGGGGCAGAGGACAGGGUGAUAGUUGUUGGUCUUCAUUGCGCCAGUGCUGGUGUUGAUUUUUUUAACAAGAAAGGUCGACCUUCUGAUUCAAAACACAAUAAGAGAAAGUUUUCUUCUUUUAUAGACUUUGGUUCAAAGGAGAAGAAAAGGAGGAAGCUCAUACCUGGUGCUAAUGGUGCUGGUAUUAAAAUCAGGCGUAUAGGACGACCAAAGGGUUCAAAGAACAAGAAGAAAAUUGCUAAUGGUGAUAUUAUGCCAGUUAUGAACGGAAAUAUUGAUGAAAACCAUUCUAAAAGUAUAGAUGUAGGUGAGGGAGGUGAAAGCGAAAACCAUGGUGUUAAGGUCAAGCAUGUAGGUCGACCAAAGGGUUCAAAAAACAAGAAGAAACUUGGAGUUGAUGAUGACAUGUCAAUUAUGGAGUUUGGUAUUAAAAUUAAGACUGAUGGACGAGGUAGACCAAAGGGUUCAAAGGACAAGAAGAAGAGGCGCCGAAAACGUUUUCGAGAUAAUGUUGAUGAACAUGGCAAUCCAAUGGAAUCAGUACCUUCUUCUUCAUAUGGAGGUUUCAGAAAUAAGCUACAAGCGAAGAAACCACGGUUAAUUGUAGCAGGUGAAAUCAUGGCUUAUUCUUCUGAUGUUGAAAACGUUAAGGCAGUGGACCCUAGUAGCCCAAUAAGGCCCAAAGGAAAGCCCAGGAAAUCUAUUGAUGGGUGCGAGGGUAAUUUGAAUUUGAAGUGUCAUCAGUGCUUGAGGAACUUAAAAAACGUCAUCUUUUGUUCAAACUGCAAAAGAAAACAUUACUGCAAUAACUGCAUUGUAAGUUGGUAUCCAGAGAGAACAAAAGAAGAAGUCAAGGAUGCAUGUCCAUAUUGUCGAGGGAAUUGCAAUUGCAGAGCUUGUCUUCAAGCAAAUGUAAUCAUAAAGGCUAGUCAUGAAGAAGCCAAUGAAGACAUCAGAUUGCAAAGAUCGCUUUACUUGCUCAAGAAAACUCUACCUCUUUUAAAACAUAUUACAGAAGAGCAAAGAUCUGAGCUUUUAAUGGAGGCUAGCAUACUGGGUGUUGAAUUAACAGAAGAACAAAUACCCAAAGCUUCAUUUGAUGAAGAUGACAGAGUCUACUGUGACAACUGCAACACAUCAAUUGUGAACUUCCAUAGAAGCUGUCCAAGUCCAGAUUGCUCUUAUGAUAUUUGUCUCAACUGUUGUCGUGAGCUUAGAGAUGGAAUCCAGCCUGGCGGAAGUGAAGCUGAGUCAUCAUUUCAGCAAUUCAUUGAGAAUUCACAGCUUCAGGGUACAGAUUCAAAGGGACAGUUUUUUGGUUGGAAAGCUGACUUUAAAGCACACACUUUUAUCAACUCAUUAGACUUCCCUGCUUGGAAAGCAGAAAAUGACGGUUCUGUCCCUUGUCCCCCAAAAGCCCGUGGAGGCUGUGGGAAUGGAAUGUUACAGUUAAGACGAGUUUUUGAAGCCAAUUGGGUUCAGGAACUGGUUGAGAAGGCCGAGGGCUUAACCGUCAAUUUCCAGUUGGCUGAUAUUGAAACUGGAGAAAACUGUUCAACUUGUAAUGUGGAAAAUCAUCAUCAUCAUCAUGGACAUGGUGUAAGGAAAUCGGCUUCUAGGGAGGGUAGUAGUAAUGACAACAAUUUACUGUAUUGCCCUGAUGCUAUUGACUUAGAAGACAAAGAUUUUGAACAUUUUCAAAUGCAUUGGAGAAGAGGGGAACCCGUUGUGGUUAAAAAUGUCCUAAAAAAGACAUGUGGACUUAGCUGGGAACCAAGGGUGAUGAUGCGGGCUUUUAGGAAUGCUAAAAAAAAGUUAAAAGAGGAAAAUCAAUGUGUCAAAGCUAUCGACUGUUUGGACUGGAAUGAGGUUGAGAUUCAUUUGAAUCAGUUUUUUAGAGGGUAUGUAGAGGGGCGUAGGCAUGGAAAUGAAUGGCCAGAGAUGUUGAAGCUUAAAGAUUGGCCACCAACAAAUUCAUUUGAUGAGUGUUUACCAAGGCAUUGUGAGGAAUUUAUUGCAAUGCUUCCAUUUAGUGAUUAUACACAUCCAAGAUCUGGUCUUUUAAAUCUUGCUACAAAGCUUCCGGAUGGUUCUAGAAGGCCGGAUUUGGGUCCUAAAUCUUAUAUUGCUUACGGGUUUCCGGAAGAACUCGGUAGAGGCGACUCGGUUACAAAACUACACUGUGACAUUUCUGAUGCUGUAAAUAUAUUAUUACACACAACUAAAGUAAAAGUUUCUUCCAAAGAGCUUAAAAAAAUUGAUGAAAAGCGAAAGGAAUACAAAGCUGAAGAUACGGGUCCCGUGUCAAGUAUGAGUCCAGUUAAAACAGAACCACCACCAAAAGAUUCAUGUAAUGGUGAUUCUUUGUGCAUAAAAAAAGAAGAAGAAGAAGAAGAAGAUGUUGAUGAAAGCAAGGGUUUAGUGGUCAGAGAUCCAAGCAUUGACCAAAAUGUGAAUGGAAGCAGCCAAGAUUUUCAAGAAAGUGAUGAUGGUAUUGGUGGUUGUAAUAUUGAAUAUGGUGGUGCUUUAUGGGAUAUUUUUCGUAGGCAAGAUGUACCAAAGUUGACCGAAUAUUUGACCAAACAUCAAAAAGAAUUUCGUGGCAUUAACAAUGCUCCUGUUAGCUCUGUUGUUCAUCCUCUCCAUGAUCAAACCUUUUAUUUUGAUGAAAAGCACAAGAAACAGCUCAAGGAAGAAUUUGGUGUGGAGCCAUGGACAUUUGAACAAUACCUUGGUGAAGCUGUUUUCAUCCCUGCAGGUUGUCCACAUCAAGUUAGAAAUAGACAGUCAUGCAUUAAAGUGGCUCUUGACUUUGUGUCACCGGAUAAUGUUCAAGAGUGCAUACGUUUAACAGAAGAGUUCAGAUUACUUCCAAAAACACAUAGAUCCAAGGAAGAUAAACUUGAGGUGAAGAAGAUGGGGUUAUAUGCUGCGAGUCUUGUUAUUGAUGAAGCCAGUAAAUUGAUGAUGAAAAACAAUUCUGAAUUGCAACCUGAUCCUCCAAUAGAGCAAGUGAAAGAAAAUUUGGAGCAAAGUGUGGAAUCAAUGGAAGCUGACGUGUCAAGAGAAGGUAGUUAGAAAAAAAAAAAAACAGUCGAAAAUGGAACACAUACAAGAAAGUUAUGGUCUGUAUCGAUGUUGUAUUUCUAAUUUAUGAGGUAGCAUAGCAUUAGUUUCUUUUAGAUAGAUAAUCUUGUCAAGUGUUUUUUGUUUUUUUGAGAAGGUUUGAAGUUUAUCUGAUUUAUAUGAAAAUAAAAACCUCACAUAUGAAUCA
Molecule: messenger RNA, 3945 nt
Organism: Lactuca virosa
Lineage: Eukaryota; Viridiplantae; Streptophyta; Magnoliopsida; Asterales; Asteraceae
Source: the annotation of a GenBank genome assembly